UAUUACGUCAUUCGAAGCUUCGAUCUGGUGUCGAACACUGCACUGGACGUUUUUCCUCGUUUUUCCGACCUUCUCGGGGAUUUCCGCGAAUCUAGAGAUCGGCACUCCGUAAAGUGCCGUUCAAAAUCGUCAUAUAAAAUCUUAGAAGUGCGUUUUGAUUGUCAAAAUGUCGAAGAAGCCCGGUACCGGUACCGGUGGCGGCCGCGUCGCCAAUAUCUACCUUCCCGAUGGGCCGAGCAAGUGGCAUGAGCAGUACCCGGUGGCCAACGGAGAGCGUCAGUCUCCGAUCAACAUCGUCACGGAGAAAACCGUCUAUGACAAGACGCUGUCAAAGACGCCCCUGAAGGCGGUCUACAACAACAACUGCUGCGACAGCGUCACUAACACGGGAAACUCCUUCCAAGUCAACGUGUCUGGGGCAGGAACUGAGCUCAGUGGCGGUCCUUUGAACGGCACUUACGAGCUUCUCCAGUUCCACGGUCACUGGGGCCCUUACCUUAAGACUGAGGGGUCUGAACACACUGUGGACGGAAAAACCUACCCCGCAGAGCUUCAUCUGGUGCACUGGAACAUUAAGUACAAGAGCGUCUCUGAGGCUAUGAAAGAGCCUGAUGGACUGGCUGUGAUCGCUGUCUUCUUGAAGAGGGGACAUGACCAUCCAGGCUUCGCGAGGAUCGAAGACCUGUUCCUGAAAAUUCCACACAAGGGAAGGAAAGUGGACAUCGAGUUCAGGUUCGACCCUACAACUCUUUUGCCAGCUCACCGUGACUACUGGACGUACCCCGGUUCCCUGACCACACCUCCUCUGUACGAAAGUGUCACCUGGAUCGUCAUGAAGGACCCUAUCGAGGUUUCUGUGGAACAGAUUGCUGCUCUGAGGAACCUGCUAUGGGACACCCCUAGCGGAGAGGCCCCGAUGUACAACAACUACCGCCCUCCGCAGCCUCUGAACGGCAGGAAGGUCCGGGCUAACUUCACGGAGGGCUUCGGUUCCCGUAUCGCGGAGAUGGUCCCGAACUGGGCGUGGGGAGCCAUGUUCGCCGGCGUGGGCGCCGCGAGCUACGCUCUCAGCCAGAUGGGCACACCUAACUACCGACCCGGCUGCGCCAGGAGGAUAGUGAACGAUGGACACACCUUUAAGAUAGAGAUGCGCCAGGAACACGAGUCUCUCUCUACCUCUCUACCGGGCCAGAUCACUGGCGAUAGUGAUAGAAAAGAAGACGUGCCAAAAAUAAGCGGAGGCCCACUGCACGAAGAUUACAAGCUGCUACAGAUCCAUGCGCACUGGGGCGGCAAGGACGACCAAGGGUCUGAGCACACGGUGGACGGCCAAGUCUACCAGGGAGAGGUACAUCUGGUACAUAUGAACACCAAGUACCCUUCUUUUGAACAAGCGCUGACCAAACGUGACGGGCUGGCCGUACUCGGAGUAUUUCUUCAGCUCUCAGAUGAAGGUCAUGAAAGUUUCCAAACCAUCACAGAUAUGCUGGACAACGUCAGUUACAAGGGCGACAGUCAUGAACUUGAUGACAACUUCAACCCACAAUGCCUCAUUCCAGAAGACCACCAGAAGUACUGGUCCUACCCAGGGUCACUUACAACAGGUGGCUACCAGGAAUGUGUCAUCUGGAUCAUCUAUAAGAACACCCUUAAGGUCUCUCACCAACAGCUGGAGGUACUGAGGAGUCUGAAGUCCUACCCACGAGAGGAGGACCCUAACAUAGACCAGGAUCCCGCCACAGAGAGACGAGUGAGCGCUCACAUCCUGGACAACUACAGACCCAUCCAGCCUCUUCACAAGCGCCGCAUCAGGGCAUCCUUCCCUGGGAACAACUACAUUGACACGUGUCAGAAAGGCUGACAGAUUAUACCAG
Branchiostoma belcheri (Belcher's lancelet) is the source of this 1874-nucleotide messenger RNA. RefSeq lists its product as uncharacterized. Gene Ontology annotation, cellular component: cytoplasm. The transcript has 15 exons. The record is from RefSeq and is a predicted model, not a curated record. The coding region runs from base 167 to 1861 and encodes 564 amino acids. Lineage: Eukaryota; Metazoa; Chordata; Leptocardii; Amphioxiformes; Branchiostomatidae. Gene Ontology annotation, molecular function: zinc ion binding; carbonate dehydratase activity.